Molecule: messenger RNA, 845 nt
Organism: Mangifera indica (mango)
Lineage: Eukaryota; Viridiplantae; Streptophyta; Magnoliopsida; Sapindales; Anacardiaceae
Product: 40S ribosomal protein S12-like
Exons: 5
Coding region: 142-564 (140 amino acids)
Biological process (GO): translation
Cellular component (GO): ribosome; cytosolic small ribosomal subunit
Molecular function (GO): structural constituent of ribosome
Source: RefSeq, a predicted model, not a curated record
GAAUAUAACUAGGGUUUAUAGAGUCUGUAUAUAAUCGCUUUUCUUCUUCCUCACAUCCCACUUGCUCGCCGUCACGGGACUCUUCACUAUCUCACUUGCAAGGAAGGAAAUCUGUUAAACAUCCGAACUAAAACAACAAAAAUGUCAGGUGAAGAGGUUGUUCCUGCAGCUGAGACCACCCCAGUCCCUCUGGGUGAGGCAAUGGAUCUCAUGACGGCAUUGCAGGUUGUGCUCAGAAAGUCACUUGCUCAUGGUGGGCUUGCUAGGGGCCUGCAUGAAGGUGCAAAAGUGAUUGAGAAGCAUGCAGCCCAGCUGUGUGUAUUGGCAGAGGACUGCAACCAGCCUGACUAUGUCAAGUUGGUGAAAGCUCUUUGUGCUGACCACAAUGUGAGCUUGCUGACAGUUCCUAGUGCAAAGACCCUUGGCGAGUGGGCUGGUUUGUGUAAAAUUGACUCUGAGGGAAAGGCCAGGAAGGUUGUUGGUUGUUCCUGUGUUGUUGUGAAGGACUUUGGCGAGGAAAGCGAUGGUCUUAAUGUUGUCCAACAGCAUGUUAAGUCUCACUGAGUAGUUUCAAAUGGUCCUAAACUCAUUUGAUGGGGGUCAUAAUUAGAUGAUAUUCAUAGAGACCUCUGUUUUUUGUUUAAUUUGUGGGCUGUUUUGCUCGAUAGAAUUCCUUUUUUUUUUUUUUUUUUUCGAGUGUUCAGUUAUUGCCUCAGUGUUUUGUUUAGCUUAAUUGCAAUUGAACAUCUCAUUUUCAUGUUUUUGGCUGGAUCUAGCAAUUAUGUUUUGAGCAAAAGUUGACACUUAGAACAUGCCAAUUUAUCAUAUUACAAGCUUUCCUUGAA